Molecule: messenger RNA, 3170 nt
Organism: Radiomyces spectabilis
Lineage: Eukaryota; Fungi; Mucoromycota; Mucoromycetes; Mucorales; Radiomycetaceae
Exons: 15
Coding region: 97-3060 (987 amino acids)
Cellular component (GO): cilium
Source: RefSeq, a predicted model, not a curated record
CGGUCAUGCACCACGAGCUCAAAUGACACCCCUUUUCUAGCGUAUGUCUGUAAUAAAAAUCAAAAGACUUUUCUCUUUCUUGAUAUUUUAGUAUUGAUGAACAUUGUUGCACUGCCCUAUGAAAUCGCCCAUUGCUCGUCAUGGGACGACGGUUACAGUCCAGAACAGUUGGUGUCAUCUAGUCCUGGCAAUCGUUCUUCAAGUGUCAUGAGCCAAUCUGAACUCGCUGACGACGAUGAUUCUUACGAUGGGAAAAAGAUCAAAGGCUGGCAAACACCAAAGUGCCCGAAUUAUCCUCAGGAUCUGAUCAUUCAUUUGCUAUGUGGACCGGCCCACAUAAGCAAAGUUCAAAUCCUUUCUCACCACUAUAAGAUCGCUACAAAAAUUGAUGUCUACAUCGGCAUGUCGAAGCAAGAUAUCGCCACCAAUGAGCCGAUCGUCGGAGAGGAUGAUGAUACGCUGAUCGAAUUCACACGUCUGGGCUAUGUAUGCUUGGAUAAUAACAUGCGCGCUCAGUUCCGUGCUCGAGAGCUCAAGUCAAUCAAAGUGAAUACUGAUGGCGAGUAUAUCCGGCUGGUGCUGCGAAAUUGUCACCGAAACAAGUUGAAUCUCUAUAAUCAGGUCGGAUUGAUUGCACUGAACGUGCUGGGACAACCUAUUCAUUACGCCAACAAGAUACCUAUUGUAGAACCGUCACAGCACCCUUUGGACGACAUGAGCCUUCUCAGUUCCUCGACAAGGCGAACUAGUGUUUCCAGCGACCAUAGCUUUCAAAACCGAUCAGCAGCCAUCACGCAAUAUGGUGGCGAUGACGAUAUUCAACAGUGGAUAGGGGUGCUACAACAAGCUGAAAAGGAAGCUGUCCAGUAUGAAGCUUACCAGCAAGCAAAAUCAUACAGUUACUUGACAAAUAUCUUGUCAAAUAUCUCGAAAAAAUUGCUCCACUUGGAAUUUCAGAAACAAGAGGCCAUUGAAAUAAAGGAUUAUGACAGAGCAGAUGAUCUCAAGAAUGAAAUCAGCGACACGAAGGAAAAGGCGUAUGCAUGCAUGAAAGAUGCUGGAAUUCAAAUUACCCGCGACGGUAAAAUCAUGACUCUGCAAGAAGCGUAUGACUAUGAGGAUGAAGCCGAGCAGCCAGUAGAACAACCGAUUUAUCAGGAAACGGAGUGCGGUUUAUACGACGAUAAAUCCUGUUUGCAAAACGAGCAGAAGGACGUCGAUUACGAGGAGCCGACGGCCAUGUCAAAUACUCAGCAAUCCUAUGGCUAUCACUUGUCGAAAUCACCUUCACUAGUUGAACAACGGCUUUCGUUAAGUUUCGCAGAUCAAUCGGAUCUUGUCAGACCUAUCGCAUCGUUAUCCACUACGGUGGCUAAAAAGCACGAAUUAUCACGCAAAAUGAGCGUACCGAGGGAUCCCGAUAGUAUUCCAGAACCGCUGAUGGAUGAAGAACGUCAAAAUUGCCGCACUGCUAUCGAUGUCUUUGGAGAAGAUACAGUAGCUUGUAUUCUGAGCGUUCGAGUCAAGUGCAGACAGUUGGGUCUCACCCGAAUUGCGACGGAUGUAGCCGAAGCAACACACUUGGCACAAGAGGGACAAUUGGAACAAUUUGUCUCCCUGGUGGACAUUGUCGAGGAUAGUGACUCUGACAUGAUCGAUAGCGACGAUGAAGAUGCGUUGUCGGCCACUGAUGACAUUAAGAGAGCAGGAAAAUUCGUCCGAGCAGCUUUGAUACUCAUUCAAGAAACUGUGAUGGAUUCAAGAGAACACAUUUUAAGCACAGCAUUGAGUAUUUGGCAGGAUCUCAAUGAUUUCUCAAUUUUGGUUUCCAUCCCACCAGGCAUGAUUUUUGCUUGGAUUGAACGUGCAUUUUCUUGUCUGCUUAUGCGCACCAACGACUCCAAUGUCCGUGUACGAGAGCAAGCGAGCGAGUUUGUUAUUCUUUUGGGUCAGCAGUAUUGCUAUGCGCCUUACUCGCUACUGGAUAUGUUCAUAGGCAAGCCCGAGCGUAUCAUUCACAACCAUAAGGACGCCAUGAACAGAAUCGCACUCGUUGAAUUUGCCGUAAACCGUAUUCAAAUCGCCACAAGUGAAAACGCAGAUGCAUCGAUCGAACUUGACAAUCUCAUGCAGUUUGUGCUACCGUACUUGAGUCAUUCCCAUGAAAGCGUCCGCGAAGCUGCCGUUGGACUUGUCGUUUCUAUUUCGGAUCAAGUCGGCUUCAAGAACGUCAGCACAUAUAUUGACGAAGAUCUGAGAAAAUCUUUGACAGAGACCGUUAAGAAAUUUGCACAAUCAAGGAAUGAAAAUGACCAGUCAAAUCAGACCAUUGAUAUCACAUCAGAAAUUCGAGCAGCUGUAGCAAAAACGGAACCCCGUACAAUCAACAAGAAAACGAAAGCGGCGACGCAACUGACCUCGAAGGGUUCCGAUGAAGAAUUAACAAAGAAAAAGACCGCAACCGCCGGAAAGAAAUUGACAAGUUCCAAAAACCGUGAAAAAGCCACGCCAACAAAAAAGGUAACGAGCAGUGGCCGUACUGCCUCACGAACAACAACACGCAAAUCGGGCAGGGCAAAAGAAACAUCUAAUAACGACACAACGUGUAUUUUCUGUGAUAAAACGGAUCCCGCUUUUAACGAAGAAACAUUGAUAUCCCAUUACUACAAUGAUUGUCCUAUGCUCACGAAUUGCCCCAUGUGCCAAAUUAUCUUGGAAGUAUCGACAUUAUCGGAUCAUUUAUUAGGCGACUGUGAAAAACGCAACCUCUUGAAACAAUGUGGUCGUUGCAAGAAUGCAAUACCAAUAGAACAAUGGCUGCAACAUUCGUCAAAACAAACUUGCAUUGCUGCUGUUGAAAAUGAAGUUCGUUGUCCUCAUUGCCAUAAAUUGAUUGAAACGGCCUCCGAAACCGGAUGGAAAACCCAUUUGCUGCAUGAAUCGUGCCCAAAGAACCCGCGAACAAUCAAAAAGAAAUCAACAAAGAAUGGCCCCUCAAGCAACAAGCCUUCAACUAUGUCGAAGCGUAACGAGACAACGCCUAGAAAGAAGAAAUUGUAAAGCUCUUUUUUCCGUUCAUUGAAGCCAUAACCAUGUUUGAUAUGGUUAUAAAAAUAAAAAAUAGAAAAUAAUCGCAUUCAUUCAUACAUUUUUAUGGCUGAAUAUGUGAG